Molecule: messenger RNA, 1623 nt
Organism: Selaginella moellendorffii
Lineage: Eukaryota; Viridiplantae; Streptophyta; Lycopodiopsida; Selaginellales; Selaginellaceae
Product: shikimate O-hydroxycinnamoyltransferase
Exons: 2
Coding region: 298-1623 (441 amino acids)
Molecular function (GO): acyltransferase activity, transferring groups other than amino-acyl groups
Source: RefSeq, a predicted model, not a curated record
UGGAGUUCCAUUCAUACCAACAUCAAUUACAAAGAUGGAGAAGAGGUGGAAUUUUUCUUUUCUCAUCUCUUCUAAAAGUUUGAUAUGAUAGAAUCGCGUCAAGCUUUGACAGUGAAUGUCACUAUUUUAUCUCCAAGUCCACGCUACUUUAAUCACAAGCUCUGGGAGAGCAUGGCAAAAUAACCACCCAGGAUCACAUGGAAGAGGUCGCUCUGGCACGAAAUCCCCGUGACAGGAAGAAGCUCUUCUCCACCUAGAAAUAUACACAACUCCUCUUUGAUCGAGAGAGUUUGAUCCAUGGCGAGCGCUGUUUGCGUUAACGAUGUCUCACGCAUUGUCCCCAAGGAUCAUCCAGCCGAUCACGCUGCCAUGUUUCUGUGCAACAUGGACCAGAGGCUGGGCUUCUACGUGAGAAACCUCUUCUUCUACGCGCCGGAGAGCGGCAAGCUCGACACCGAUCGUCUCAAGUCGUCGCUGGCAGAGCUGCUGGAUUCGUAUCACUUCUGGGCCGGGAGGCUGCGGUUCAAUCACUCCGGCCGGAUGGAGAUCGUCUGUAGCAAUGCGGGAGCUCUCUUUGCGCUGGCCAGCUCCAGUCUCAGCGCCACUGCCGACCACUUUGACGAUUUCUUCUUUCUCGACGAGGACAAGAUCACGGCCCUGGAAGAUCUGCCACUGUUGACGAUCCAGGUGAGUGUCACCGGCUACGUAACUCACUUACUUGGCGACGAUGGCUACGCGAUUGGUAUGUUGAUCCAUCACACCUUGGCCGACGCUAUCGCCGGUAUGACGUUCCUCCUCAACUUUGCUUCCGUCAACCGAGGUGACGGUCUCUACAUGGCUCCAAAUGGCGACCGGACGCGACUAAGAGCCCGAGAUCCACCCCGAGUAGCCUUCCAGCACCGAGAGUUCGCCAAGCAGACCGAUCACGGCAGUAGUCGCUUCACUCUGACCCAAGAAUCGGUGCUGAGCUCCGAGUCGAGGAGGAGAAAGGCUCCCAAAAAGUCGAGACAGACCUUCGCCUUCACGAGUGCGAGGCUCCUCGAGCUCAAGCAGGCUGUUCUCGACGACGGGACUCUCCCUGGCUGCUCCACUUUCGAGGCCUUGGCGGCUUUCAUCUGGCGAGCUCACGCUCUAUCGCUCCCGGGCAAGUCGAGCAGCGAUGUCCUCCGCCUGAGAUUCAUGGUGGACACGAGAAGCGUGCUGGAGCCGCCGCUGGGACAGAACUUCUGCGGUAACGCCGCGUAUGGAGCUUUCGCGGAGCUCACACUCGCUAAUCUCCGUGAGCUUCCACUCUCGUCUAUCACUGCUCGUGUCCAGGAGGCAAAGAGGCGAGUUAGCAACGAGUACGUUCGAUCUGGAUGGGGCUACCUGGAGCUGCAUCCGGAUGCUUGGUACCACCACGACUGCGAGACGAUGAUCAACGCUUGGCCGAGGCUGAUGCGCGAGUCCCUGGAGCUGGAUUUCGGGUGGGGGAAGCCGCGAAGAGUGGAGUACCCGCUAGAUCCACGAAACUCUUCAGUGAUCUUCUUCCCACUUAUCUCGGAUGGAAUUCAAGUGUCGGUUUGCUUGGAUUCCAUCUCACUCGCCACCUUUGAGAAGCUAGCACUCAUUUCAAAGUCAUAG